ACCGCAGUGGGUCAAAGAGUUUUGCUUUCAUUUUCCGAAUGAAAUGUAUAAUUUUAAAGUACUUACUUUGUUUCUUCACUCACCUUCGUAAGGAAUAUUGGUAAAUGUUUUUUUUUUUUAAAUAAGGAAGCGCAUAUUGAUGUAUAUUCUGUUGUUAUAUAUUAUAUUAUAUGAUUUUUUUUCUUUUCUUCAAUUUGAAUUUAUAAAAAAUGAUUAUGACAAUUUUAUUUAUUUAAAAUACGACGGAGGGCGGAGAAUAUUUGCUGAUCGGGUGACCGGGAAUGCGGAAUCUCAAAACGAUUAAAGAGAAGUGGGGUUUGGAUCGCAUUGUACGUCCCUUUUGUUUGUUGUGUUCGGAUUUGCAGUGUGGUGUCAUCGUGUAGUAGUCGUGUAUGGGUGUAGUUGUGUGCAUUGGUGCGCAGUGUUCUCUUGAGUGAGGUGGUGAGUGUGGUGAGUGUGCGUGUGAGUGAUGCGUAUGAUGAAUGUGGGGAAUGGUGUGUGUCCAGGGUUUUACUAUGAGAUUGAGGCUCAUUUAGCCAUAUACAUAUGUACAAUGUGUGUGUUUUUACAGAUCGGAAUAAAACGUUGCGCACGACGCGGGAGCAAAUUGAUUGUUACUUAAAUUAUGUGCGGGUUCACCCCGAAAUAAAAGUGAACAAGAACGACCCAUCGCGGCCGAAAAGGGUUGAAGAGCUUUGGUCGGAGCUUUCUGUUCUCCUAAAUGUCCUUAAAGGCCCAACUCGGACCCCCACCAAAUGGAGAGAGAAUCUGAGCCAUUGGAGGAACCAGAUUCGGUCACGGGCCAGGAAGGCAAAGGCGCACAAGAUGGUAACAGGUGGCGGCCCAAGCUCAAAAAUUGACCUGACCGAAACUGAGCAGCGGGCGUUGGACACAUUAGGGUCAUUCACAGUUGAUGGGUUGGCUGAAUUACCAACCAUUGGAACAGAGGAAGAAGUAUUGUUUGGUGCUACUCCUACACCAUCCCCGCUGGUGACGACUACGGACGCGCCAAUUGACCGCACUCCAUCCUCGUCCCGAACAAAACGAAUAACGACGGACGAUAUGUUUGAAAAUGUAAUGACCAUGAUAAAAGAAAAGGACUGAAACUUUAGAGGUCAUAAAUAAAUACUCCGAAUCGCUAAAUAAUUUAGCGACAGCCAUGGUGACGCUUACCCAAAAUAAAUAUAAAUACAAAAAACUGAAAAUUAAAAAUGUGUCUAUGUAAAUAUUUCUAACUUUUACUUUUUUAAAUGUUAUGUUUUUUUAAUAAUUAGAUGAAAUAUUUAUUUGUUUUCUUUUUAAAAUGUAUUGUAUUUUUUUAGUUUAUAAAUGAUGUUUGAAUUGAAUUGAUGUAAAUAUUGGUAGAAUUUUAAUUAUUUAAUGUGUUAAUGCAACUCUGACGUGCUGUUCUGCCUCGAGAGCAAUACUCCCCUGAACGGAUUUCAGAGAUUGCUUCCACAUCUUCAGGGGGUGAUCGUUCUGGCAAUAUUUCGGUUUCAUCUAUAAAUAUGCCACGUUUUUUAGCAUAUUGUGAAAUAUGGUACAUGUUUAAAUAAAUAAUGCAGCUUUAUAAUGGUUGUACCGCAGUACACGUUCUUUAGAAAGGCAUCGAAAGCGUGAUUUCAAAACUCCAAAUGCUCUUUCAAUCGCGUUUCUUGCUCUUAUAUGCUUGAUAUUAAAAUUUUGUUCAUUUGGUGUUUCAGGGCUUGUCACCGGUGUCAGAAGCCAUGGCUCCAAGGGAUAUCCUGAAUCACCCAAAAGCCACUUAAAGGCUCCAUUAGAGUGUUCUCUUAUCAGCUUUAUCCUUCCCAGCACAAAGAUUUUGGAAAUCGAAAGAACUUUCUAAAUGCAAUUUCUUCAUAUUGAAAGGGAUCUUCUUUGUUGCGCAAAAUGGCCAG
Molecule: messenger RNA, 1898 nt
Organism: Zeugodacus cucurbitae (melon fly)
Lineage: Eukaryota; Metazoa; Arthropoda; Insecta; Diptera; Tephritidae
Exons: 3
Coding region: 547-1104 (185 amino acids)
Source: RefSeq, a predicted model, not a curated record